AUGGCACCCUCGCCCGCCGAACUAUCACUCCUCUUAAACCCACUGGUGCCAGAAUCUCUCAUGCAUAAUACCAGGACCAUCUCCAACAUCCGCUCCAUUUCCGGUCUCCUCCUAGGCGUCGCCGCAGGCAUCCUAGGCCUGGAAUCCCUCUACGGCUUCGCUUUCUACCUUGCGGCAAACCUACUUCUCUCGGCGCUGUUCUACUUCGUUCUCGCAGGUGCCGAUCCCCAGAAAUACUUUGCCGGCUCCUCGGGAACGAGGGGCGUCGAUAAGAACGGUCGGAAUCCGGGUGCGGGAGCCUGGAGAGAGAUUUGGUUCGGAGGUGGUCUGUUCACGGAAGCCCUGAGUGGCUUUGUACUUGGUUGGGCUGGUGUUGGUGGUGUUAUACGAUGA
Messenger RNA from Exophiala bonariae, 393 nucleotides. RefSeq lists its product as uncharacterized. The record is from RefSeq and is a predicted model, not a curated record. Gene Ontology annotation, biological process: autophagosome assembly; protein folding in endoplasmic reticulum. Gene Ontology annotation, cellular component: EMC complex; membrane; endoplasmic reticulum. The transcript is spliced from 2 exons. The coding region runs from base 1 to 393 and encodes 130 amino acids. Lineage: Eukaryota; Fungi; Ascomycota; Eurotiomycetes; Chaetothyriales; Herpotrichiellaceae.